This is a messenger RNA of Rasamsonia emersonii CBS 393.64, 324 nucleotides long. RefSeq lists its product as uncharacterized. The record is from RefSeq and is a predicted model, not a curated record. Bases 1 to 324 code for a protein of 107 amino acids. Lineage: Eukaryota; Fungi; Ascomycota; Eurotiomycetes; Eurotiales; Trichocomaceae. The transcript has 2 exons.
AUGUCGAUCAGCCAAACGGUCCAGGCGGUGUGGAUCAGCGCCAGCUCCAACGACGAGGUGUUCGGGACCGCCAGUUGGGCCGACUGCGACGAGUACAGAAACGCAUGGUCGAGCAUGCUGGGAUGGCAUGAUACUAAACUGGAGAUGCAGUUAUGGGCUCCAGUAGUCGCGAUUCCGCUGCAGUUCUUCGCUCGACCGGCCCCAGAAUCGCAGCGCGUCUAUCUUGUCUCGAGACCAUCAGUACUAGCGGGUAGACGACAGCACCGUGCUAGAUAUUCUAGACGCGACGCAGGAACUGAUAACGCCGCAAGCCCUAAAGUCUAG